AGCAGGAAUUUGCGUCGAUUGCUGGAGCGUGGGCAGGAGCAGGAUUAAUGAACAAACUCUUGUGAUGAUCGGGCGGUGCAACGGUUGGAAAUCUAUUCCUUGGCCCCGCUCGCUCCAUGGCCCGGGCCGCGGGCCCCCAAGCCCGACCUCAGCCGCCAACAGAGAGCGCCGUCCCUAACACCGCGGGCAAUGCCGACGUGCAGGGCCUGGGCAGAGAAGCCGCCGCGCGAGCGGGCGCAGUGGGCACAGGCGGCUUCGGCUCUGGCAAGACAUCGGAGGACUGGCUCUUCGCUUCGAAGCCCACGCCGGCCACGUUCCUGGCGGGUCAUCCUGGCUUUGCUCCGGAGGAGACCGCCAGUGUCCCCAUGAUCCAGCGCUUGCCCAAGACCCUGCUGACUUCGACGAAUUCGGCUUCACCACGAAGGAGGAGGAGUUGAUGUCCGUCCCAACGUGGCUCGAAGCGCUGCGGCAUAAUAAAAUUCGGUAGUGGCCACUCAGCUAUGGGCCGGCGCUCCGCUGGACAUUGGCGGCUAAGGGAAUGUGUGGCUUCGGGCGUUCGGACAGAGUCUGUCAGGAGGAAGUGGCGGGGGUCGGCCAAGGACGGUGUUCGCAGCAAGUUGAGCGUGGCAAACCACCAAAGCACGCUAGACCACAUGAGCAUGGCAAACCAGCACGGCAGAAUUGUUUCCUUCUGUCGGCGGGGCCUUUUUGCCUUCGGGGCACCGCCAUUCCCAUUCCCAGCAUGGCAGACCACACCUACUCAGGCAGCCCACCCUCUUGGGAGAAAACACGCCCGAGCAUAGACAGGCGUUGGCGGCAACUCGGCAGCGCGUGACCGGGAAACUGUAGGCAUAUAGGAGGCGCCAGUGCGGCACUCGCUGGGCAACGUCAGCCUGCACACAAGUUGCGCUGCAGAUUUUUCUUUAAGGCUAAUGCACAGUCGUGAGUACAUCUUGGUGCGCCAAAGUUCGAUCUCUCAUUAACCGGACGCCGAUGCUGCGAUAGCUCUUGCCGAUGAUUGGGUCGAUACCGUUGAAACCAUCUUUGGCUUAUCUUUCCUCGUACGCACCGCUCCCCAGCUCAUUUGCACAGUUUCUCCG
Molecule: messenger RNA, 1100 nt
Organism: Prorocentrum cordatum
Lineage: Eukaryota; Dinophyceae; Prorocentrales; Prorocentraceae
Source: the annotation of a GenBank genome assembly